Molecule: messenger RNA, 875 nt
Organism: Salpingoeca rosetta
Lineage: Eukaryota; Choanoflagellata; Craspedida; Salpingoecidae
Exons: 8
Coding region: 66-875 (269 amino acids)
Biological process (GO): mitophagy
Source: RefSeq, a predicted model, not a curated record
CUUGCUGAAAUUCACAUGAAAUCGUCCACAAAUCUUCACGACUUUCGCUGACACGACAGAUACUGAUGAUGAUGGAGCAGCUGUUGGACGUUGAGGAAGCUCACCAAGCCUUGUUCGCAGACAAAGAGCUGCAAGGGCGUGCGAGAGUCGCACUGGAACGCGCUCGAGCUCACGCAAGAGAUGGGGACAGCACGCAACGGCCAUCGCCAUGGGCAGAAUUGUAUGCGCAGGCGGUGCUGGAUCGGUGCUUUGACAAAGAGCAAGUGUUGCUGGCAGAUUCGUUUGCGGGACCCUUUGACCGCGUGCAGUCUGUGUUCGACACACUGAACACAUGUAUUCAACAAAUUUUGGACGUGUGCCACACGGAUGACGAUGACUUCAACAGCGUCGUGCAGUCGAUGGAAGCGAUAUUGGGGCGUGAGGUGUUUGAUAUCCUCUUGUGGAAGGCCGGUGAGCUCUCGUACAUGUACGCAAAUGCCGUUUUCGCCGACAACGCUCCAAAUCUUGAAGCCUCACACGACGACCUCACCAAGCAGCAACACCACCAUCCCCCUCACUCCACCUCGCCCUACACGCCACGUACGGAGGCAGAUGAUCUGCUGCUGGCCAGCCCAUUCGCCGUCAGCGCCGCACGUGAUCGGCACAGCGUCAUCUCGCGAGUUGAAGAUGCUGUACCCGGUUUCGCACGACACCUGGGGUCGCCGUUGAAGCGGGUGUCGCCAUCACAGUUGGCCACGGCGUUGGCGGGCAGAUUCGGCACAAUCGUGCCGCAGUCAACCGCUGAUGGUGAUGAUGAUGAUGAUGAUGAUGAUGAUGAUGAUGAUGAUGAUGGUGGUGAUGCGCUGCACACAAACUCGGCCGUGUUGUCGCUGUAG